GCAGUUUGCACUUGUCAUGACGCAAGAUUUACUCCUCUUGGACCUGGCGACGGUAACUCUCACAGUCCCUCUGCCAUACCAUGUACUGUUUUGCCCUGAUCAUGAGGCAUCCGGGCUUAUCCAGAAUGUGGGUACUUCGAAGACCUCUCCGCUGACAAAUGUGACAUAGCGUUGCACAGUGUUGUAUAAAGACCUGCAGUGGUAAGUAUAGUAGAGGUGAUCAAUAUAAUCCAUCCCACUCUUGCUCCGUCUCAACAUUCAACUUCCGUCCAAGCCCACGAUACCGAAACUGUUACACAUACUUGUUGGCAUCCCCGUGAACUUGUCACAACUCUGAACGCUCUCGGUUGUCUAGGUGUAGCUAACACAGCCGCUAUGUCGACCAAGAACCUAUCACUUAUCUUCACCAAGGUCCCUACCGCACUGCCUGUCCCAGGCGAGCACAUCACCGUCAAAGAUGUAGGUUUCGACCUUGAUCAGCCGGCGCCGCCCAACGGUCUGGUCCUGGAAACACUCUAUGUCUCGUUUGACCCGUAUCUGCGCGGCCUGUUGCGCGACCCGAAGGUCGAAUCGUACAUGCCAGCCAUCCCUGUCAACUCACCCAUUGCGGCGGCCACGUUAUCAAAGGUUCUGAAGUCCGAUGAUCCCGAGUUUCGUGAGGGCGACAUUGUGCAGCACGUCCUACCAGUCCAGCAAUACAACGUGUACAAGCCCUCUGGUUCGGGCCAGAAGCCGCGCAAGAUCGACUCCAGCGCCGGACCCGACGAUAUCCGGCAUUACCUGGGCGCCCUGGGCAUGCCCGGUCUGACAGCGUACUCGUCGCUCUAUGAGAUCGGGCAGCCGAAGAAGGGCGAGACCAUCGUCGUCAGCAGCGCGGCGGGUGCCGUGGGCCAGUUGGUCGGCCAGCUCGCCAAGCGCGAGGGCUUGACCGUGCUGGGCAGCGUCGGCAGCGACGAGAAGCUCGAGUUCAUCACAAAGGAGCUUGGAUUCGACGGCGGCUGGAACUACAAGAAGGAGAAGUCGACAAAGGACGUUAUCAACCGUCUCACGAACGGCAAGGGCAUUGACAUUUUCUACGACAACGUCGGUGGUGAACAGCUCGAGGGCGCCCUUGAGACGUUGAAACUGUUUGGCCGGAUCGUCGAAUGUGGCCAAAUCAGUCAAUACAAUCUACCUCCCGACCAACGCUACCCUAUCCGCAAUACUUUCCAGACCGUCGUCAAGCGUCUCACCAUGAGAGGCUUUAUGGUCGGUGACGCCAACAUGGGUCCGAAACACGCCCAGGCCCACAGGGAGAAUGUGUCGCGCUGGCUCAAGGAUGGCACCUUCAAGGCCAAGAUUCACGAAUGGCAAGGCAUGGAGAAUGCCGCAGAGGCAUUUGUCGGCAUGUUGAAGGGUGAGAACUUCGGCAAGGCCGUGUUGAAGGUUAAGCAAUGAUUUGCUUCGACAUGAGAUAUUUGCUAGGUGGUAAAUAUGUACUGUACGGUUUCUUCAAGGGAAAAGGACAAAUAAAUAUAGGGUCAAUAUACAGUCGAUAUAGGUUGCGACUUAAAAUUAUUCAGACUUUUAGUACUUAACCA
This is a messenger RNA of Exophiala dermatitidis NIH/UT8656, 1580 nucleotides long. RefSeq lists its product as uncharacterized. The transcript has 2 exons. The record is from RefSeq and is a predicted model, not a curated record. Gene Ontology annotation, molecular function: oxidoreductase activity, acting on the CH-CH group of donors, NAD or NADP as acceptor. NCBI's taxonomy places the organism in Eukaryota, Fungi, Ascomycota, Eurotiomycetes, Chaetothyriales, Herpotrichiellaceae. Bases 376 to 1437 code for a protein of 353 amino acids.